AAGACAAGAAGAACGUGAAGAACGCUAGAAGCUAGCAAACGUCUUUUUUCACUAGUUAUAAUGUUAUGAAUUGAUACCUGCUUUGCAAUCAAUUUACUGGAGUAUAGACGCAUGAAACCGAGGUUAGGUGUAUGAAGGGAGGACGUGGAGAGUGGUCCUGAAGAUGAGGCGUCUGUACAGGAAGAAAGCCCUGAGUCUGGUUAAGGAGCUGGAUGCCUUCCCCAAGGUCCCAGAGAGCUAUGUCGAGACCACAGCCACAGGGGGGACAGUGUCCCUGAUAGCAUUCGCUGCCAUGGCACUGCUGGCCUUCUUUGAGUUCUUUGUGUAUCGGGACACCUGGAUGAAGUAUGAAUACGAAGUGGAUAAAGAUUUCUCAAGUAAAUUGAGAAUAAACAUAGAUAUUACAGUUGCCAUGAAAUGCCAACAUGUAGGUGCAGACAUUCUGGACCUGGCAGAGACUAUGAUAACAUCAAAUGGCAUUCAGUAUGAGCCUGUGAUUUUUGAGCUGACCCCGCAGCAAAAACUGUGGCACAGGACCCUGUUGCUGAUACAGAACAGGCUGAGGGAGGAGCAUUCUCUACAGGAGGUCUUGUACAAGAGUGUUCUAAAGGGAGCCCCUACGGCCUUGCCCCCUAGAGAGGGCACCGCCUCAGAGCCCUUAAGUGCCUGUAGGAUACAUGGACAUGUCUACGUCAACAAAGUGGCUGGGAACUUCCACAUCACAGUGGGAAAGCCUAUUCAUCAUCCUCGUGGCCAUGCUCAUAUAGCAGCUUUUGUAAGCCAUGACACGUACAACUUCUCCCAUCGGAUAGACCAUCUGUCUUUCGGAGAAGAGAUCCCCGGCAUCAUCAAUCCUCUGGACGGGACAGAGAAAAUCACCAGCAACCAUAAUGAGAUGUUCCAGUAUUUCAUUACGGUGGUACCUACCAAACUGCACACCUCCAAGGUGUCGGCAGACACACACCAGUUCUCUGUGACGGAGAGGGAGCGGGUGAUCAACCAUGCGGCGGGCAGCCACGGUGUGUCUGGAAUCUUUAUGAAGUACGACACCAGCUCUCUGAUGGUGACGGUCAGUGAGCAGCACAUGCCCCUCUGGCAGUUCCUGGUACGACUCUGUGGCAUCAUCGGGGGUAUCUUCUCCACCACAGGCAUGAUCCAUGGGUUUGUUGGCUUCUGUUUCGACAUAGUCUGCUGUCGCUUCAAACUAGGCCCAUAUAAACCUAGAGAGGUGGUUCUCCCAGAUCCCCAUGUGAACAAUUGUGCUGCUCCGCUCCUGACGGACAACCACGUACAGGAGUAGCCCUGUGACCUGCGCCCAUAUCCACAAAGCUCUCUGAGUAGGAGUGCUGAGAUUGAAUCAGUUUUGCCCUUUUGUAUCAUAAGAUUGUAUGGACAGAUCCUAGAUCAGCACUCCUACUGUGAGACGCUUUGUGGAUAUGGGACCUGGAGCCUGCUGCUGAUCGUGCACCUACUGUCCCUUCACCUGUGUGGGAAUCCAGGAAGAGAAGUCUCCAAUCACAAGUAUGUGGAUUGCUGGGAGUUUGUUUUUAACCAAAUAAGAGUAAACUGAUUAGGAUGCGACAAUCAUAAUUGUUCUAUUUAUUGUUUUGGACAGUAUCCUCAUAUGACUACCAAUAUAAUAUAUUUAUAUCCUGUAAAUAUGUAUUUUACACUGGAAAAUGGAAAGCAGCUAACUCCCCAGUUUUAUCAGGCUUAGUGUGUAAAGGUAUUGGGAUGUUGUCAUCUGUAAGUUAGGCUGAAUGAAAUCUGAUCCUUCUAUGUUAUCAUUCAUACUAUUAACUUGCAUGUCAUGUUUGUUCUAUUUCUAUCUAUUUGCACUGUUGUUCAGUAUCUGUUUCACAUC
Molecule: messenger RNA, 1864 nt
Organism: Salvelinus namaycush (lake trout)
Lineage: Eukaryota; Metazoa; Chordata; Actinopteri; Salmoniformes; Salmonidae
Product: endoplasmic reticulum-Golgi intermediate compartment protein 2-like
Exons: 14
Coding region: 164-1300 (378 amino acids)
Biological process (GO): retrograde vesicle-mediated transport, Golgi to endoplasmic reticulum; endoplasmic reticulum to Golgi vesicle-mediated transport
Cellular component (GO): membrane; endoplasmic reticulum; COPII-coated ER to Golgi transport vesicle
Source: RefSeq, a predicted model, not a curated record